AUGAUGUCAUCUGGUGACGACGAAUUGGCUCGCACGGAUACCAUUGAUGGCCCAAUUCAAGAAUCCUCGAAGGAUGCCUCAUGGAAAAGGACCAUAGCACGUCAUCGAAACGAGAUUGCAGCAGCUAUGUUCACUACAGCUGGCCUUACAGGCUCGCUGACUUCCAAGGAUGAUGGUUUAUCGUUUGGUCUCUCUUGGUUCUUCGGGUUGCCCAUUGUAUACGUCCUACUGAGAUAUGUCUGGCUCCGUCUCUGUCGAGACCCCUUUCUUUCACAAAGUGACAGUCUUGUAAGCGUCAGCUGGGAGUCCUUUACAACGUUCCCGCCGGAGCCACAACGAACAGUUCCUACUCUCGUUUUCUGGACUUUCUUGGUGCUAAUAGGUACAGGGGCUGCUAUCUCCGGAACGGCAGCAUACGAUAUGUAUGAGCCAAGCAUAUAUCUCAUCAUUACAUACAAUGGAUUUGGAAGCUUGCUUAUUCUGAUAUGUGCUGUAUGGGCUGUGGAUGGUUUGUACUUGUGCUAUCUCUUUCUUCUGGUUGACAAAAUCCAGGGCAAUAAGGGGGCAGCCCAAGCCUGGUGGUUUAGACAACGCUAUGAGAAUGAUCGAGGUAUAGAUAUUAUGGACACAUCCUUAGACGACGACUCUGCAACCCACGGCAUUAGUCACGGAGAUGAUCUUGCUGAAGAUGACAAUUCUCCAAAUCACCUCCACACAACGAAGAGACAUGGUGCUAAAUGGAGAUCAUGGCUUAUACUUUCACUCUAUGGGGUGUGGACAUACCUAUCAUACGAUGCAGCUCACAGUCCGAACAAGCUUGAGCUCGACAUUCCAGUCCCAAAACUUCCAGAUCAGUGCGACGGAUAUCGACUGGCCAUGGCUUCCGACAUUCAUAUCGGGUCGAUGGUCGCUGCCAAGGAAGCUCAGUGGGCGGUUGACCAAAUCAAUGCCCUCGAUCCAGAUGCUGUCGCGUUGGUUGGUGAUAUUGGCGACCAAUCUGUCAACGAUGCGGUUCGGCAGAAACUGAGACCGUUGGCAAGUUUGCGAGCCCGUGAUGGAGUGUAUAUGAGCUUUGGGAAUCAUGAAAACCAACAAGACAUUAAAGGAUUCCGCCAAGUCUUUCGUCAAGAAUCCCCACUUGCUGAGGCUAUUACUGUCCUUGAGAAUGAACAUGCCAUAUUGACAAAGGGAGACACUGAAGGAUGCUCCAUUGCUCUUGUUGGAAUGGCAGAUUGGAGUGGACACCGAGCCAUGUAUCAUCAUGACGGACAGGUAGCUCCAGACUUUCAACGGGCAAUUCGUGCCACGCCAGGACCAAAUGGCACGACAAUCUUGAAUGAUGAGCCCCUGUCGUUUUCGCUUCCAAUGAUCAUGAUGCAACAUCAGCCAGUGAAUAUGCAAGAAGCAGCUCGAAACGGAGUUGGGCUUCAGCUCAGCGGUCACACCCAUGGCGGGCAAAUCUGGCCACAGCACGUCUUUUUAUUUGGAUACGAUGCCAUUUCAGGCCUUGCCGAAUUUGAUGCUGGGUCUUCACAUGGACCAUCCUACCUUUUUGUUUCCGAAGGUAUGUUCGGUUGGGGACCUCGCCUACGUUUUCUAUCCAAGGCAGAUUUUGCACUCUUGAGACUUCGUACACCAGAGGCAAUGGAGGCUGAAGGACUGAAACCAGAUCUUUACAUGACAGUAGCAACAGGCGCAAUGAUCUUUGCCUUUUUUGUUAUCCCAAUUAGCGGGAUAGUGUGGGUGGUUCCGUUUGUGUACUGGGUCCGCAAGCGGCACGAUCGUCAUCACGAUGCUGAUACUGAUGCUGAUGCUGAUGAUCGACAAUCUGAUCUGGAGCAACAAAAUGAGCUCUCGCACAAGAUGAAGAAACUGGAGAUUGGGGAAGCAUAG
Molecule: messenger RNA, 1893 nt
Organism: Cylindrotheca closterium
Lineage: Eukaryota; Bacillariophyta; Bacillariophyceae; Bacillariales; Bacillariaceae
Source: the annotation of a GenBank genome assembly